Molecule: messenger RNA, 1944 nt
Organism: Ogataea angusta
Lineage: Eukaryota; Fungi; Ascomycota; Pichiomycetes; Pichiales; Pichiaceae
Exons: 2
Coding region: 1-1944 (647 amino acids)
Biological process (GO): mitotic chromosome condensation
Cellular component (GO): condensin complex
Molecular function (GO): chromatin binding
Source: RefSeq, a predicted model, not a curated record
AUGGCAGAUGUUUCAGGGAAAAUCAACUCGACAAACAGCUGGAACUUUGCGCUCAUUGAUUAUUUCCACGAGCUCUCCCUUUUUAAAGAUGGCGACAGCAUAAACUUCCAAAAGGCCUCUACCACUCUGGACGGCUGUGUCAAGAUUUAUGCCUCAAGAAUUGACUCGGCGGCAUCUGAAACAGGGAAACUGCUAUCUGGCUUGACGUCCAACAAUUUGGAAGGCAUCGAUGAGGAGGAAGACGAGAACGAUGAGCAAGAAGGCGGCACGACAAAACCGAAAUCGAAAAAGCAUCGUGCCGAGUCGACACUGGCAAAGAAGUUCCAGACGAUAAAGUUGAAAGAAGUUGAGAAAGAAUUGUUUGUGGACCCGAUCUUCAAGAAAGCGUUAUCUGAUUUCGAUGAAGGAGGAGCCAAAAGUCUGCUCACGAACAUGCUGAAAAUCAAUUCCGAAGGACGAGUCGUUUUUGACACUAGCGAAAAGUCCAAUGAAUUGAUAAUGAACGAGAGUGACGAAGAAGAAGAGGUCCCUCAGCAUACUCGCUCAAACAUCGACAUUUCAAAACUAGCUCGCUUUUUCCCUGACACGGCCGCAGAAACUAAAGUUUGUCCUUCCCUCGAGCAGUUGGAACGUAUAACUAAAGAGGGAGCCAGUGCUGCAGAGCUUCUUGAGCAAAUUGGGCAGCUUGAAUUCCCUGAAGAGCAACCGGUGUUCCAAGAAGAUGAUAAUCUCGACUUUGGAGGAGGUGAUCACUUUGACGACGAUGACGACGAUGACGGCAAUGGCCCGGAAAAUACUCACAGAAAUCAAUACUCUUUAUUUAUCGAUGGUGUCAACGAUAGCGAUCGUUCAGGACCAAAUAUCACGCUGACAAGGUUGUUUGACGAGAACCAAACUGCGCAAUUUGACGAUGACGGUGAUGAAGAAGGUGGAAGGAGUAUGGCCGAAUAUUUCGAUACGAUAUCAAGACAAAACUGGCGUGGUCCCGAACACUGGAAAAUUGCCAUGGUGAAGCAAGCGCACCAAAAGAGUUCGACUCCGGAAGUCGCUCCUGCUGAAGCAACAAAUAUGGCUGGCGACGAGGGGCAGGAGGAUUUCGUACAAAAAGCCACUGCCAAGCGUAAGGCUGUCUUCACCAUAAACUUCAUGAACGAUGACGAUGACUUGGACGAUAAAGAGCUCUUUGCAGCGCCUGCAAAUGCUUCCAAACUUCUUAUUCCGGAAAAAGAGAGGGUGCCCCACCCUACGGCCAACAAACUGCCUGAAGAUUUACAGUUCACCACAAAGCGAUUGAUUUGUCUGAACAUCAAGCCAAAUCAGAAAAUAAAUACAAUUCUCACAAAGAAGAAGAAGAGAGUUGCACAACGAUUAGGAUACGAUGACGAAAGAAUAGCUGAUGAGAAUUUCUUUGCCGAUACGUACAAAGAGCAGGGUGGUGAUUCAAACGCUGAGGGGCAAGGAUUCGACGACACGUUCUUCAAUGCAGACUACAAUGACCAUCCUGACGAUGACGACGACGACGAAGGUGACAUCCCUGACCUGCCUACAAGUUCGCAGCCUUUGUUUUCGCAAUCACAGAAACGACCUGGAGCGUUAGGGUAUGCUAGAGUUGCUAAGAAAGUGAAUGUGAAGCUACUGAAAGACAAUCUGUGGGAUUCACUGGAGGCUGAAACGCGAAAAGCCAAGAGAGACUCUUCAGUCUUGGAAGACGAUAAGGAAAACGGACCUCCACAGGAAGAGAACGACAAACAGCGAAGCGAGAAAGAGGAGAACGCGCUCAAGUUCACCGAAGUUGUCAGCAAGUUGUCGAGCAAGUACUCGUCAGAAGAGAAGUCUGAGCUGUCCACCAGUUUCUGUUUCAUCUGUCUUCUGCACCUUGCCAACGAAAACAAUUUCACCAUCGAAAAUACUCCAGACUACACGGAUUUGUUGAUUAAAAGAUGA